Saccostrea cuccullata (small rock oyster) is the source of this 2739-nucleotide messenger RNA. RefSeq names its product solute carrier family 49 member A3-like. Lineage: Eukaryota; Metazoa; Mollusca; Bivalvia; Ostreida; Ostreidae. Bases 1 to 1530 code for a protein of 509 amino acids. Gene Ontology annotation, molecular function: transmembrane transporter activity. Gene Ontology annotation, cellular component: membrane. Gene Ontology annotation, biological process: transmembrane transport. The record is from RefSeq and is a predicted model, not a curated record. The transcript is spliced from 11 exons.
AUGGAGAUGCAGUCACAUGAUCGAAAAAUGGCGCCCUCCGGUGGUGCGAGGGAACAUCCCGUAAAAUCGGAAAGUAAACAGUCGAUUGUGUCCAAACCAGACGAGCAAUACGUUGUAUAUGCACGAAGAUGGUUCAUCCUUCUAGUUAUUGUCAUUUUGAAUUUAUCAAAUGCUAUGACAUGGAUUACAUUCUCCCCAAUAGCUGACCUCACCAGUACAUAUUAUGAUGUGAAUGCAUUCAAAGUAAAUAUACUGUCCCUCAUCUUCAUGGUGGCAUCUGUCCCUUUUGGUUUCACUGCCUCCUGGGUUCUAGACACUUAUGGACUGCGUACCAGUAUACUGUUGUCAGCCUGGUUGAAUGGCAUUGGAAAUCUUUUGAGAAAUGUGAGUACAUUUGGAGGUAUACCAGGUGACCUAAGGUUCUGGAUCCUGCUGGCGGGACAAACUUUAGCAGCCAUUUCUCAACCUUUUGUGAUGUUUGCACCAACCAAACUGGCGGCUAUGUGGUUUAUGGACUCUCAGAGAGCAACUGCAAACAUGCUGGCCUCCAUGGCUAACCCACUAGGAAUAUUAGCAGCUAACUUGAUAGCACCUGCAAUGGUCAAUGGAUGCAACUCAGAGGAACUUCCCAGAGCUCUCUGGGUAAUAUCCUCGCCAGCAUUUUUGGUAGUUAUCUUGGCUACUUUUGGAGUGUGUUCCUCUGUCCCUCCCACCCCUCCCACAGCCAGUGCAGAGGAGGAUUCAGAACCAUUUAAGGAGGGGCUCAAAAAGAUUGUGAAGAGCAGAAACUACUGGGUGUUGUGUCUUAGUUUUGGCACAGGAUUAGCAGUAUUCUCAGCAGUGACAUCAUUCCUGGACCAAGUCUUGUGUCCAAGAGGUUAUUCUAAUGACUUUGCUGGAUUGUGUGGAGCUCUGAUGAUUGUAGGUGGGGUAGUGGGGGCCAUUGUUGCAGGGAUAUACGUCGACAAAACCAAACGAUUUGAAGAAGUGGUCAAGGUGUCUUAUGCAAUAGCAGUAGUAUUUGGAGUUGGAUUUUUUGAGAUGGCCAGAUAUAAAGAUCAAGAAAUACUUAUAGCAGUGAUGGUGACUGCAUUUGGAACUUUUGCUUUUGCCAUGUAUCCAAUAUCUAUGGAAUUAGCAGUAGAAAUUACCUACCCUGUUGCGGAAGCAACAAGCUCAGGUCUUUUAAUUGUGUCAGGACAAAUCCAGGGGAUCAUUAUUAUUCUGGUGACCCAGUUACUGACCCAGCCUCUUUCUGAUUCCCAGUUAGCUGACUCAGCAUGUGCACAAGGAUCUGGUUGCAGUAGUAGUGCAUCAGAUUCCUUCACACCUCAAGACUGGACAGUUCCAGGACUUUUUAUGAAUGCCUUAACUGCGGUAGCUGCUUGUUCUGUAAUUUUAUUUAUGAAGGGAGACUACAAAAGACUGAAGGCAGAAAAACAGUUAAAUGCUCAGCGAGUCUUGAACCAGAGCUUAAGUAAUGUAAUAGAUGUCACCCUGGACGUCCACACGGGGGAAAAUGUGACAUAAGUGUCCACUUGCUUUAUAAUUUCAAAUUUUCAGGAGAAAUAAAUCAGGGAUGAUUUGGAAUAGUGCUAUGUGAUGCAUGAUGAAACUGUGCAGUUACACCAAAAGAUGUAGUUUUUGUGAUCAGAUUAUUUUCUUUGAAUCAAAGGAAUAUGUCAUUUAUAGAAUUUUACCAAUUCUUAUAUCUUUUGUAAUGUUAUCUAGAUAAUUUGUUUUUUUAGUUUGAGAUGUACAUGUGCAUGUGUAUAGUACCAAUUUAAAUUUUGAGACCUUUUUUCGAAAAACAAAUGCUGAUUUACUCAACGUAUAUAAAAGGCUACAUGUGUUGGGGAGGGGGGUGAAUGUUAACUGAUACUUGAAAAAAAGUAGGUUUCUGUACACAGUGUAGACAAGGUCUAUGCGGUAGACAUGUUCGAGAGUAAAUAACAGUUUUUAAUGCUAAAUUUUGAACAUUGAUGAAAAGUUUAAAUCAUUGCUUAAUAUGAAUAAUUAACAUACUUAACAUUUUAAGGCAAAAGAAAUUUGUAAGGAAGGGAGCACAACCUAACAGUACAGUCAUGUAAAAGCUAUUUUGACAAGGCUUUAUUCACAGAUAAAAUUUAUAAUCUUUUAAACAGGUGUUUUAGUGCUGACAAGAUCUUUACUUCAGUAGUGCUUGAUUUUGACAUUGGUGAUAAAUAGAAACUAUACCCUGCUCAAAACCCUUGCUACUCCCACCUCCAUUUUGGUGAGCAGCUGGCAACAGACACAGUCUGGCUAACAGAAGAGGUACAUGUAUGCAAUGUAUUUGACUAAACAGGGCAGUUAGUCUCUGCUUAACUACCCACAUCCUUGUCUUUUGAAUUCUGCCAAAAUUUCCCUAUACAUAUUCCAUUGAAAUGUGCACAAAUUUUACCCUAAUUAUCUGGUCAAGUCCCUUAAAGGUCAGUAGUUCUUAUCAUAUCAUUGACCUUCUAAACUGUCUCUCCUUGACACUGCAUGUGUUCGAUUAGUUGCUUUGUGAGAUGAAAGUUUUUUUUUUUAGUUUAAGGUACAAAAGCCAAAAAUUGCCUUCAAAGUUUAUGGCAAAAUAAGCUCAAUUUGAGCAAAAAAUAUAAUUUAGAAAAAUAAUUUAAUUACAAAAAUAAUAAUUCACUGGAAAAAAUGCUUAUAUUUUCCAAAAAACAUUUAAUAAUAUGGAUUCUGUUGUUUCUGAUUUAAAAUAUUGUUCAA